This is a messenger RNA of Coregonus clupeaformis (lake whitefish), 3171 nucleotides long. RefSeq names its product transmembrane protein 183A-like. Bases 1058 to 2149 code for a protein of 363 amino acids. Gene Ontology annotation, cellular component: SCF ubiquitin ligase complex. Gene Ontology annotation, biological process: regulation of protein stability. The transcript is spliced from 8 exons. NCBI's taxonomy places the organism in Eukaryota, Metazoa, Chordata, Actinopteri, Salmoniformes, Salmonidae. The record is from RefSeq and is a predicted model, not a curated record.
AUAAAAGCGUCUGCUAAAUGGCGUAUUAUAUUAUAAGUCAACCUUCAUCAGAGAUACUGUUGACGAUAUGGAAAACUCAAUUGAAAUCGUGUUAACGCCCUUUGUGUACGUUGCCCACGUGUCGUCAAUGGGCCGUACGGUGCAUUCUGGGAGAUUCUGGGACAAGGAGAGCUCUCCUUCAUGGUGUGAAUGGGAUUCAAUUGGGCGCUAGCUCAAAAACCCAACAUUAGCAUACAUUUCGUCAACAAGAAGUACAACAUUAUAAAUCUUUUCCGAGAUGUGAGAUAGCUAACUUGUUAUCUGUAAUAUAGUAUAGCUUUGAAAUCGUGACAUUACGUACUUUCGAGGAAUAGGCAGGUUUCUCGACACUUGGUGCGUUCAAGACAACUGGGAACUCGGAAAAAUACGUAGUCAAAUCAUAACGUUAGUGAUCUUCAAGUCGGAAAAUCGGAGCUCUAAAAAUAGGCCCGAAUCCCGAGGUGGUAUUGCGAGUUGGAUGACCGUUGAAAACGAUUUUUCCCAGUCGGAGCUCUUUUUUUUUCUGAGUUCAGUUGUUUUGAACGCACUUAGGUCAGAGAUUUCCGAGUUCCCAGUUGUUUUGAACGCGGAAUCAUACCCUGAUUUUGAUAAAGGAUUGCGUUACAAUUGGUUUAGCAUCCGCGUGACGCGGCAUGACAACGUGAACGCAAUUGGUCUGCUGGUGAGGCGUUAUACGUUCCUCUAUUCAUUGUCCAAUGGGAUUCCUAUCUCCUCCUUUCUCUAAUAUCUGCCUUCAUCCAGGGGAACCGACUAAUCUGAUUGGCUCAAUCUGAUUGACCACUCUUGUCCAAUCAAAUUCGAUAACGAUGAGCUCGUCGUUGACUACGGAUUCGAAGGAAGUCUCGCGUGAUUUAAGAUACGUAAAUUAUUUACGUCAGUCCCAUGAUGGCUGAAGAUCCUGGAGGAACAUUUUUCAAUUGCUGUCCCAACUUUUUCUCUUUCUCUUUACCUCUGCUUGUCAUAGAGACAUGGCAGGACAUACAGCCUCGAUAAGAGGCCACAGACCCUUGUUACCGUCAUGCCCAAGAAAGGGAACCGAAAACGGCUGAAAUUUCGGCCCGGGGACAUCUGCUCGGAGUCAGUGACGGUCGCUGAUUUCGCCAAUGCUGACCCAGCCGUUGUGAAGUCGGGGAGGGUGAAAAAAGCUGUUGCCAAUGCAGUUGAAAAAGAAGUGAAGUUGUUGUGUGGACUUGAGGCGUCGCAGGGUUCCCUACAGGAGGUGUUCUCGUCAGUGUCCAGCCUCACCGGAGACACCCUGGAGAGUAGCGACGACCUCGACCCCGGGGAGGAUGGAGUGAACGAGCCUAAAGAGGCACGCAAGAAGAAAAACAAGAGAAGGAAAGAGUGUAGUGAGUGCAGUGAUGGGAAGGACUACACAGUGGAUAUCUGGCUGGUGCUGGCUUCUUAUAUCCGUCCAGAGGACGUGUGCACGUUUGCUCUGAUUUGUAGAAACGCCUGGACCGUCACCUGCACUGCUGCCUUCUGGACCAGACUAUACAGAAGACACUACAGUCUGGAUGCUUACCUGCCGUUCUGUCUGCAGCCAGACUCCAUAGCCAGGAAGCGUUGUCUACGGGCUCGCGUGAUUCGCUCCCUCUUCCACCUGUAUGAGCCAUUCAGCUCACACGUCUCCCUAAGCCCCGCCCUCCCUGAGUCCCCGCCCACCCCUCUACUCAACUCCAAGUGUCUGCUGUUCUGGGUCAAUAAGGUUGUGGGCACUCGACCUGAGCCCAUGUGGGAGUUCAACUUCAAGUUUGUGAAGCCGGUGGUGAGGUGUAAGGGUGGCAGUGCCAGCCGUGGUCUGCUGCUGCCCCGUCAGUAUGAGGAGGUCCAUGCCAACCCAGACUCAGACUGCUACCUGCUGCAGGUCACCACCCUCAACUUCAUCUUCACCUCAGUCGUCAUGGGGAUGACCCUUUCCCUGUUUAACAUCAACGUGAACGCGGACAUGCGUCACCACAGAGUGCGUCUGGUGUUCCAGGACUCUCCCCUCCAGCAGGGGAGGAGGAAAGGGGAGCAGGGGGGGACACAGGUGGUGCUGGACCCUGUACACAGCGUGAGACUCAUGGACUGGUGGCAUCCGCAGUACCCUUCCUCCCCCUACACCUAGAUCCCACCUCUCCUGUAGACCCCUCUUAUUAUCCAACAUGCUCCACACAACACCCAUUUAGUCCUAGAACUCACUGUAACCGUCUGCUCGUACACCUAGAACGCCCAACACCUCCUAACACCAAAAACCAACCACAGUACCCCGUCUCGCUGUACACCCAGAACCUUGCUUCACCUCAACCUUCAACAGCCCACAACACAGAGUCCUCUAGUGUAUUCUUUAUAUUCCCCUACACCAAAAACCACCUACCUCCUCAGUACCCUAGCUCUCCAUAGACAAUCCCCCAACAUUGCCUACCCUCGGACCACCCUAUACGUUUAUGUUGAACAGCUGUAGAGACUGUCAUUUAUUUUAAUAUUUCCUCCUUUCUGUAACUGCAAAAUCUUCGUUUUAAGGGAGACUUUCGAUUUCACGUUUUGAUUUUACUAUUCUACAGGCCAAAAUGAUGAUUUGCUGCUUGCGUAAUUAUUUUAUUUGAUACCUCUAAUCAUUGGUAACUUUUAAAAUUGUUAUUUUUAAAACCCCAACUCCUGAUUCGUCCCCUGUGUAUCCUCCUCAGGAAGUAAGGUCAGAUCUGAAAACUCUGGUCAGUUCUGGGGCCACUGCAUUGUAGCGGAGCAGCAUUUUAUAUCCUGUCUAUGUGUUAGAGAAUGUUUCUGAUUGGGUUUAUGAACACAAGGAGGCCAGUCUUGUAGGUAAACAAUGAUCAGUAGAAACAUGCCAAUCAUGCUUAAUUUCUAAAAAGGGGGGUAUUUGAAGAAUACCCACAGGAGACUGUAUAUCAGCUGUAUUUCAGUUCUACUAUUUACUCAAUCAUCCAAUCAAAAUGCUGUUAAGAACAUUAGUGUUUGAAUUUAGAAGUUCAUUAUCGUGUGUAGUGAAAAGCAAAGUUUUUUUAUUGAUGAUCAGACUUGAAAUUGCUUUAUUGUAAAUACAUGUAUAGCUGAUUGACCUUGUGAAGGACAUGUACAGUUGAAGUCGGAAGUUUUAAGUAAUUAAAAGUAAUUAACUCGUUUUGCAAA